AUGGACGAUCGCCGCUCGAAACGCUCUCGUUUUGAUCAGACCGAGCCGGAAGUGCGACGCCCGUCGCGCUUCGACCGCCGCUCUCGGUCUCCCUCGUCGCGACAGUCCGAAUCGACUCGAGCUCGCAGCCCUCUCAGUCGUGAACCUCGGAGCCCUAGCGCAGACCCUGCGAAGAAGACCGAUCCCGCUGCCGCCGCUGCUGCCGCUGCGGCAAAGAUCAACGCCCAGUUGCAAGCGAAGAAGGGCAUUCAACAUGUCGACGUCCCUCCAAUUCGCUCGACCGCAAGCCCCGUACCAACAUCCGGCUCACCUGCCAGCGGCGACGCAUCUGGAAAGUUGAACGCAGAGAUCUACGUUGCUGAUGGAGACUAUAUCAAGGAUAUUGAGAUUAAUGACUUGCGCAACCGUUACACGCUGACUAAAGGCUCUACUCAGAAGAUGAUCAAAGAAGAAACUGGCGCCGAUGUCACUACGAGAGGAAACUAUUACCCGGAUAAGAGCAUGGCCACCGCCGCGAACCCCCCGCUCUAUCUCCACGUAACGAGCACAAACAAGGAAGGCCUUGAAAAGGCCGUCGCCUUGAUCGACGAUCUCAUGAAGAAAGAGCUCCCCAACUUGGUCGAUGAGCGCCGGUUCCGUCGUCGCGAACCCGAGCAAGUAGAGCGCGAUGAGUACGGUCGUCGCAAAUGGCCCGAGGAGCGCAUCCCUGUCGAUCUCGAACCGAUCCCUGGCUUCAACCUCCGCGCUCAGGUCGUCGGACAAGGCGGUGCCUACGUGAAGCACAUCCAGCAGAAGACUCGCUGCAAGGUUCAAAUCAAAGGUCGUGGCUCUGGUUUCAUGGAGCCCAGUACUGGCAGGGAAAGCGAUGAGCCAAUGUUCUUGCACGUAGCUGGUCCCGACCCGAAUGAUGUCCAGAGUGCAAAGGCCCUGUGUGAGGAUCUACUAGCCAAUGUUCGCGAGCAGUACCAGCGUUUCAAGGAGAACCCACCCCAGCACAGCUACGGCGGUUAUGGCGGCCAGCGCGGAGACCGCUAUCACUACGGCGGAGGUUACGGCGGUGGUGGUGGUGGCGGCGGCGGCGGAUAUGGUAGCAACCAUCACCAGAACUCGCCAUCUACCUCUGCUAGCCCGUCGACCCAAGCCGCAGGUGCUGCUGGCGGUUCGGGAACCGGAACUCCCGACUACAGCGCCCAGUAUGCUCAAUACUACGGAACCGACCCAUAUGCUGCCUACGGCGGUUACCAGAAUUACCUUGCCUACUACCAGUACUACCAGGCGGCUGCUCAGCAGCAGCAGCAACAGCAACAGCAACAGUCCCAGAGCCCCGCUCCGCCGCCGCCGCCUCCCGCCAGCGAGGCUCCCCCUCCUCCCCCUCCGGGAUCGGGCUCUCCGCCACCUCCUCCGCCCGGCGGUAGCUACAGUGCUGUCCCUCCCCCUCCAGGACUGUGA
Messenger RNA from Aspergillus costaricaensis CBS 115574, 1449 nucleotides. RefSeq names its product KH domain-containing protein. NCBI's taxonomy places the organism in Eukaryota, Fungi, Ascomycota, Eurotiomycetes, Eurotiales, Aspergillaceae. Gene Ontology annotation, molecular function: RNA binding. Gene Ontology annotation, cellular component: nucleus. The coding region runs from base 1 to 1449 and encodes 482 amino acids. The transcript has 9 exons. The record is from RefSeq and is a predicted model, not a curated record.